Messenger RNA from Glycine soja, 1307 nucleotides. RefSeq lists its product as uncharacterized. The transcript is spliced from 2 exons. Lineage: Eukaryota; Viridiplantae; Streptophyta; Magnoliopsida; Fabales; Fabaceae. Bases 533 to 862 code for a protein of 109 amino acids. The record is from RefSeq and is a predicted model, not a curated record.
UGCAAAUGACGGGAUUUAUCUUUUUAAGGCGUUGAAAAAGGAUUUUACAAAAACAUUAUUGAAAGUGAGUAAAAUCUGUUUUUAUUAGAGAGUGUUUUUUUCUUCCCCUAGUAGUAAUAAUAAAGCAAAAACCUGUUUUCGGAACAGUGCGAGACUGUACGUGCAUCAAUUCGGAUUCUGGUUGUGGAUUGUUUUCACUUUGUAACCAUACAAAUUUAUGUCGUUUUCUUGUUUGUUGAUACUCACUGCUCCUCCAUUAAGUGGGUCGUGUCAAAGUUAAUAUCUUUUCUUCCGCUUUCAUUCUGUUUCCCCUGUUUUUGUCUUCCUUCAACUCUUUGGUAAGUUUCCUCCGAAAUUUCGGUUUUUGGAGGGACAUAGAUAGCACUUGCGCUGUGAUUUUCAGGUCAAUGGGUCAAAUGGGUUUCUUCCAAGUUCCUUAAUUUCCCUGAAUUUUCGUUUUUUCUACUUCGGUCUGCCACGGAAAACGUACCAGAGAGAGAGAGAGAGAGCAUAAAGAGUGUUGUUAUUAUUGAUGGAUACUAAAAAGUCAACCAAGGAUACUAAUGGCUGCAUUAACAAGCCUAUGGCUGUGACUGUGACUCUGACAGUGGCUUCUUUAGAGGGCAGAAAGGUUGAAGAUCAUAGCAAUAGAGAAGAUGAGAGUGAUUCCAAUUCUUUGUUGCCAGUGCGAAAAGGAGGAAUUGCACGGAAAUCAGAUAAGACUUAUAGGAAAAGGAAAGUGCAGUGGAACGAUAGGAUAGGAAACAAGCUUGUUGAGGUUUUGGAAUACGAGCCAAGUGAUGUUAGUGACUUAGAGGAUGAGGAUGACGGCGGCGAUCCUUGUAUCUGUUCAAUUAUGUAGAGAUCACCUUGAUAAGCGAUGCCAAAUUUUCUGCUGGACUUAUCAUGGGAGCAUCCUUGGGGGCUGUGCAACCUGAGUUUGAAGUAAAUAUGAUGACUUGGGACUAACUCUCCAAUAACCAAGAUAAGAAGCUCCUUGUGUUUGCCAAUAUUUGGAUCCAGUUUAUCUUACUAGAUUUUUUGACAUGAUUUCUUAGGUUGACUUUUGUGAGCUCUCCAGCAGAUCAAAGAACACACACAUUGCUUCCAACAGUAUGAUUUGGAAAGUAUAGAUAGUAGCACAACUUCCUUGUAGAUUAAGUAAAUAAACAUUUUCAUGCUUAGCCACAACUUCCAACAAUAUGACUUGGUACUGUUUCUCUAAGAAUUAUGCACUCAUUAUGUGGAAUAAAUUUUCAUGAUUCUAGUAUUUAUUCCCAAGUAAUCUGCCGACAGGGUUUCUUUGA